CCUGCUGCCCUCCAGGCCCGACGCUGGCAGGAAGUAGAAGGCUUCGUCGUCGUCGUCUCCUGUGCCCCUCGCCCUCAUCAUGUCUUCGACUCCGGGCAAUGGGGAGCACUGGAAAUCCCUGGAGUCGGUGGGCAUCAGCCGCAAAGAGCUGGCUAUGGCUGAAGCCCUGCAGAUGGAGUAUGACGCUCUUUCCCGGCUCCGACAUCACAAGGAGGAGAGCAGGGCCAAGCAAAACACAGAGCCCUCUCUUAUCAGCUGGGAUGAGCCAGCCUUGGACUUCUACAGCAAGCCAGCAGGCAGGCGGACAGAGCUCAAGCUCUUGCGUGGUCUUUCUGGCUCUGAUCCCACCCUAAAUUACAACUCCAUCUCCCCACCAGAAGAGCUCCCCAACUCUACCUCCCAGGAUCCACGGCCUGGCACAGAUCCCUGGCCCAAGGCCUCCCAGUCUGGAGACUAUCUCUAUAUUUUUGAUGGCUCAGAUGGGAGAUGCUCUCUGUCUCCAGUAUCAGGUGACACAGAUGGCUCUUGCAAGAAACUGUCCCCACCUCCUCUCCCUCCUCGGGUCUCUAUCUGGGAUGCCCCUCCCUUGCCUCCUAGGAAGGGAUCUCCCUCACCCUCCAAGAUCUCUCAGCCUGAUGACAUCAACAGUUUCUCUUUGGUGGAACAGCCAUCUGACAAACUGCUAGGGGCCCAGGACCCAGGAGAGGGAGAGCUACCCGAUGGUGGGGGACAGCGACACGUGCUGGGGUCCGUGGACUACGACGGCAUCAACGAUGCGAUCACGAGGCUCAACUUGAAGUCCACUUACGAUUCGGAGAUAUUGUCUGACGCUACCAGGGGCUGGAAGGAGGGCCGAGGACCCCUGGACUUAAGCAAGGACACCUCUGGGAAACCUGUGGCCCGGAGUAAGACGAUGCCCCCUCAGGUGCCCCCUCGAACCUAUACGCCCCGAUAUGCCAACCGAAAAAACGCAACACCGGGCAAGAACCGCCGGAUUUCUGCCGCUCCGGUGAGCUCUCGGCCCCACACUGUCACCAAUGGCCAUGAAUUGUUUGAGGUCUCAGAGGAGAGAGAUGAGGAAGUUGCUGCGUUCUGCCACAUGCUGGAUAUCCUGCGCACGGGCUCUGAUACCCAGGACUACUCCCUCACUGGGUGUGUCUGGAGCACUGUCACCCCUAGCCCAGAGCACCUUGGGGACGAGGUCAACCUGAAGGUGACUGUGUUGUGUGACAGUCUUCGGGAGCCACUCACCUUUACCUGCAACUGUUCCUCCACCGUGGACUUGCUCAUUUACCAGACCCUCUGCUACACCCACGACGAGCUGAGGGAGGUGGAUGUGGGCGACUUCGUGCUCAAGCCCUGUGGGCUGGAGGAAUUCCUGCAAAAUAAGCACGCCUUGGGAAGCCAUGAGUAUAUCCAACACUGCCGCAAGUUUGACAUCAACAUCCGACUGCAGCUGAUGGAGCAGAAGGCUAUCCGGAGCGACCUGGCCCGGACGGUGAAUGAUGACCAGAGCCCUUCCACCUUGAACUACCUCAUCCAUCUUCAAGAGCGGCCAGUCAAGCAGACCAUCAGCAGGCAGGCCUUGAGUCUUCUGUUUGACACUUACCACAAUGAGGUGGAUGCCUUCCUACUGGCUGAAGGGGAUUUCCCACUGAAGGCUGACAGGGUGGUCCAGUCUGUGAAGGCCAUCUGCAAUGCUCUGGCUGCUGUGGAGACUCCUGAGAUCACGAGCGCUCUCAACCAGCUGCCUCCCUGCCCGUCACGCAUGCAGCCGAAAAUCCAGAAGAAGGUGGUAGAAGCCUUGACAGCAGCCAUCUUGGACUUGGUGGAGCUGUACUGCAGCACAUUCAAUGCAGACUUCCAGACGGCCGUACCUGGGAGCCGAAAGCAUGAUUUGGUUCAAGAGGCCUGCCACUUCUCUGGGGCCCUGGCCUUCACUGUCUAUGGCACUCAUCGUAUUCCCAUCAUCUGGGCUACCAGCUAUGAAGAGUUCUACCUCUCCUGCUCCCUCAGCCACGGUGGCAAGGAACUUUGCAGCCCCCUGCAGACCCGGCGGGCUCACUUCUCCAAGUACCUGUUCCACCUCAUCAUCUGGGACCAGCAGAUCUGCUUUCCGGUGCAGGUGAACAGGCUGCCUCGGGAGACCCUGCUGUGUGCCACACUCUAUGCCCUGCCCAUUCCCCCUCCCGGGAGUUCCUCCGAAGCCAAUAAGCAAAAGCGGGUGCCUGAAGCUCUGGGUUGGGUCACUACCCCCCUCUUCAACUUCAGGCAAGUCUUGACCUGUGGCCGAAAGCUUCUGGGCUUGUGGCCAGCAACACAGGAGAACUCCAGUGCCCGUUGGAGUGCACCAAAUUUCCACCAGCCAGACAGUGUCAUCCUGCAGAUUGACUUCCCCACCUCGGCCUUUGACAUCAAGUUCACCAGCCCCCCUGGAGACAAGUUCAGCCCCCGCUAUGAGUUUGGCAGUCUCCGGGAGGAGGACCAGCGCAAACUUAAAGACAUUACGCAGAAGGAGUCCCUUUACUGGCUCUCUGAUGCCGACAAGAAGCAACUGUGGGAGAAGCGCUAUUACUGCCACACUGAGGUGAGCUCGCUCCCCUUGGUGCUCGCCAGUGCACCCAGCUGGGAGUGGGCUUGCCUGCCGGACAUCUAUGCUCUCCUGCAACAGUGGACUCACAUGAACCACCAGGAUGCCCUGGGACUCCUGCAUGCCACCUUCCCGGACCAGGAGGUGCGGCGCAUGGCCGUGCAGUGGAUCGGUUCCCUCUCGGAUGCUGAGCUGUUGGACUACCUGCCCCAGCUAGUACAGGCCCUGAAGUACGAGUGCUACCUGGAUAGCCCCUUGGUGCGCUUUCUCCUGAAGCGAGCCAUCUCUGACCUGCGAGUGACCCACUACUUCUUCUGGUUACUGAAGGACAGCCUCAAGGACUCCCAGUUCAGCAUCCGUUACCAAUACCUGCUAGCAGCCCUGCUUUGCUGCUGUGGCAAGGGACUGAGGGAGGAGUUUAACCGCCAGUGCUGGCUUGUCAAUACCCUGGCCAAACUGGCCCAGCAGGUCCGAGAGGCCACCCCGUCUGCACGCCAGGGCAUCCUUCGUGCGGGCUUGGAGGAGGUGAGGCAGUUCUUUGCCCUCAAUGGUUCGUGCCGUCUUCCGCUUAGCCCCAGUCUGCUGGUGAAGGGCAUCGUGCCCAGGGACUGUUCCUACUUCAACUCCAAUGCUGUCCCCCUCAAGCUUGCCUUCCAAAAUGUGGAUCCACUGGGAGAGAAUAUCAGAGUCAUCUUCAAGUGUGGAGAUGACCUUCGCCAGGACAUGCUCACCCUGCAGAUGAUUCGCAUCAUGAGCAAGAUCUGGGUGCAGGAGGGGCUGGAUAUGCGCAUGGUCAUUUUCCGCUGCUUCUCCACUGGCCGAGGAAAAGGGAUGGUGGAGAUGAUACCCAAUGCCGAGACACUGCGUAAGAUCCAGGUGGAGCAUGGGGUGACCGGUUCCUUCAAGGACCGCCCCCUGGCUGACUGGCUUCAGAAGCACAACCCUGGGGAGGAUGAAUAUGAAAAGGCUGUGGAGAACUUCAUCUAUUCUUGUGCCGGCUGCUGUGUGGCUACAUACAUCUUGGGCAUCUGUGACAGACACAAUGACAACAUCAUGCUGAAGACCACGGGCCACAUGUUCCAUAUAGACUUCGGCCGCUUCCUGGGCCACGCGCAGAUGUUCGGUAAUAUCAAGAGGGACCGCGCCCCGUUUGUCUUCACCUCAGACAUGGCGUAUGUCAUCAACGGGGGUGACAAGCCUUCCAGCCGCUUCCAUGAUUUUGUUGACCUUUGCUGCCAAGCCUACAACCUCAUUCGCAAGCACACCCAUCUCUUCCUCAACCUCCUGGGCCUGAUGUUGUCCUGUGGAAUCCCCGAGCUCUCGGACCUGGAGGACCUCAAGUAUGUGUAUGAUGCCCUGAGACCUCAGGACACGGAGGCCAAUGCCACUACCUACUUCACAAGGUUGAUUGAGUCCAGCUUGGGCAGCGUAGCUACGAAACUCAACUUUUUCAUCCACAACCUGGCUCAGAUGAAGUUCACAGGCUCAGACGACCGGCUCACCCUCUCCUUUGCCCCCCGAACACAUACUCUCAAGAGCUCUGGCCGCAUCCGCGAUGUCUUUCUCUGCCGACACGAGAAGGUCUUCCACCCCAGCAAGGGCUAUAUCUAUGUGGUGAAGGUGAUGCGAGAGAAUGCUCACGAGGCAACCUACAUCCAGAGGACGUUCGAGGAGUUCCAGGAACUGCACAAUAAGCUGCGCCUGCUCUUCCCUUCCUCCUUCCUGCCCAGCUUCCCUAGUCGGUUUGUGAUUGGCCGCUCCCGGGGAGAGGCAGUGGCUGAGAGGCGGAAGGAGGAGCUAAAUGGCUACAUCUGGCACUUGAUUCAUGCAGCCCCUGAAGUGGCUGAGUGUGACCUGGUAUAUACUUUCUUCCAUCCUCUGCCCCGCGAUGAGAAGGCUUCAGGCCCUAGCCCAGCCCCGAAGUCAUCAGAUGGGACGUGGGCCCGGCCGGUUGGGAAGGUCGGUGGGGAGGUGAAGCUGUCCAUUUCCUACAAAAACAACAAACUCUUCAUCAUGGUGAUGCAUAUUCGGGGCUUGCAACCGCUCCAGGAUGGCAGUGACCCUGACCCCUAUGUAAAGAUUUACCUCCUUCCUGACCCUCAGAAAACCACAAAGAGGAAAACCAAAGUAGCCCGAAAAACCUGCAACCCUACCUACAAUGAGAUGUUGGUGUAUGAUGGGAUUCCCAAGGGAGACCUACAACAGCGGGAGCUCCAGUUGAGUGUGCUAAGUGAGCAAGGAUUUUGGGAGAACGUGCUUCUCGGGGAGGUGCACAUCCGCCUUCGGGAGCUGGACCUGGCCCAGGAGAAGACCGGCUGGUUUGCACUGGGAUCUCGAGGUCAUGGAACCUUAUGAACCCACUUAUGGCCCAGACCUGUGGCUGCUGCCCAGAGCUGGGGGAGAAGCCUCUCCCUCACCUAACUCCUUUGCUAGGACGGGGUAGAGCUCUCGGUGGCCUUCCCCACGGUCCGAGUGGACCUGACCUGGGUGUUGGGGCUGGAAGAGUCAAGUGCUGUCCGCUGCCCCUUCCCCCUGCAGACGGCACCGGGGUUGGCUGUGACGAACAGCCCCUUGGAAGCUGUGGGCUUGCAGCCGAGUUUUAUGUUUACCUUGUGUCAAGGGAGCAAUGCCUGCUCUGGGGUGUGUGGAGUGCGGGCAAUAUGAAGUAGCACUUAGAGAGGGAGGGUGGGUGGAUAUUUUAUUUUUAUUUUUAAAAAAUGAAAUAGUAAUGUUGUCCUAACUGGGACAGGAAGGUUUGUGUGAGAGGAGCAUGCUGUGCCUCAGAAGGCAAAAGAGAAAGACUGAUUUUUUUUUUUUUUUUGUAUGAUGAAAGUUCUUAUUGGACUUUUUCUCCAGGAUUUUGGGGGUUUUCUUUUCUAGCUAUAGGAAAUAUUGGGGAGGGCCCUGGUGGGUCCUCGGUGAAGCCCUCCCUCUCUCAGGCAGACUGGGGAGGAGUAGGGAGGACUAACCGACUGCCGGACUGACGCUCACUCUGGGCCAUCCGAUUUUGCCUCCAAAGGAGUGCAUCGUGAUAACUACGUGUGUAAGGAAGGGCCUUCCAUAGUAGGGUUCCGCCAAGGACCUAUAUUCAGGGACCCAUGCUCUUUAGGGCAAAGGAUUUCCUCCUCUCUUCCCCUGCUGCUUGGACUCUGUGCGAGCACCUUCCUUUCCCCUUCCCCACUCUGUUCUCUCAGCCCUCUGUGGGUCACCCAGUCCUGGUGACUACACUGGGGUGCUUCUAUGCCCCAUCUUGUUCGAUGGGACAAAAUGCUGCCAACCCUUAGCUCGGGGCCAUGCCUAUAGAGGCACCGUGCCAUUUGCUGCAGUUUCUGGGAACUGUCCCCCGAGACCGUCUACUACUUUCUCUUCCAAACCCUGUUUCUGUCACACUUUAAAAAGAGCUUCAU
Rattus rattus (black rat) is the source of this 5997-nucleotide messenger RNA. RefSeq names its product phosphatidylinositol-4-phosphate 3-kinase catalytic subunit type 2 beta (gene Pik3c2b). Gene Ontology annotation, molecular function: 1-phosphatidylinositol-4-phosphate 3-kinase activity; phosphatidylinositol binding; 1-phosphatidylinositol-3-kinase activity. The transcript has 31 exons. The coding region runs from base 80 to 4945 and encodes 1621 amino acids. Gene Ontology annotation, biological process: phosphatidylinositol 3-kinase/protein kinase B signal transduction; phosphatidylinositol-mediated signaling; cell migration. The record is from RefSeq and is a predicted model, not a curated record. Gene Ontology annotation, cellular component: phosphatidylinositol 3-kinase complex; cytoplasm; plasma membrane. Lineage: Eukaryota; Metazoa; Chordata; Mammalia; Rodentia; Muridae.